AUAUCGAUUUUGAAUAGAAAAACCCUAUUUUAUCCCCCUAAGCAAACACGUCUAUCCCAGAGACCCCAAGAGCUAGACACUUUUAAUUUGGCAAGAACUUCUUCCAAAAUGUCCUGAACUAUCCAAAAUCGAUAUUUAUCGAUCUUAAGCAUCGUUUGGUUUGGAAGUUUGGAAAACCUCGAGAAUAUUUCCACUCAAUGUCCGUGCGUGUCCCAUAUGGCUUUUCAGCCCUGGCACAGUUCCUUUGUGUGCUUCCUCCCGGCCCAGCGCUCAUUUGCCAGGGGGAUGUUCGUGUUAAACAUUUCAAAGUUUUGUAUUUUAUAAUUGGUUUAUGGCUUUUGUGUGGAGGAAGCCGCAUUACAAUUGCCUUUAUUUUUUUUUUUUUGCGCAAACCCAAUCAAAUUACCAAAAGGCCGCCGCACGUGCCAAAUGCGAUUUACAAAACUAAAAAAAAAAAAAAAGGUGGCCCACUAAACAGCCAAGUCGAGCCAAGUCGGUGUCAACGUCGCGCCAUCAGCUAUGCCCGCUGCAUUUGUAAGCGCAACCUUCGCUCGAGGCCGGGCCCGCGAAUGCGUCACGUCUCUUGGGGGCGACUAUAAAAAGCCAGCAGCUGGCCAAAAACCAUAUCAAACAAAGCUCACAGCUUCAAGUGUCAACAAGCCAAAACAGCCAAAAAAAAACAACCUAAAAACCAACCAUGAAAUUCUUCGCCGUCUGCUUGUUCGCUGUUGUGGCUGUGGCUGCUGCCAAGCCCGGCAUAGUGGCUCCUUUGGCCUACACCGCACCAGCUGUCGUCGGCAGCGCCGCCUACGUGGCACCCUAUGCCUCCAGCUACACCGCCCACCAGGUGGCCCAUAGCGCCGCCUUCCCAGCUGCCUACACUGCACCCAUCGCCGCCGCCGCCUAUACUGCUCCAGUUGCUGCCGCCUACACCUCACCUAUUGCCGCCGCCUACUCCGCUCCCAUCGCAGCCGCCUACUCCGCUCCCAUUGCUGCUGCCUACACCUCACCCUUUGCUGCCGCCUACACCGCGCCCAUCGCCCGCUAUGCUGCUGCAGCUCCUCUGGCCUACAGCGCGCCCGUCGCUGCGCCCGUGCUGCUGAAGAAGUGAAGCGCCAAAAUGUGACCAAUUCUUGACAUCCUCUCUCUAGUGUAAAUAAAGAUCCUUCCGCAAAAGCCAA
This is a messenger RNA of Drosophila virilis, 1181 nucleotides long. Its product is annotated as as-peptide 126. Lineage: Eukaryota; Metazoa; Arthropoda; Insecta; Diptera; Drosophilidae. The record is from RefSeq and is a predicted model, not a curated record.